Molecule: messenger RNA, 2883 nt
Organism: Knipowitschia caucasica
Lineage: Eukaryota; Metazoa; Chordata; Actinopteri; Gobiiformes; Gobiidae
Source: the annotation of a GenBank genome assembly
AUGCCAAAGAAGUCACUGGGUCUGCCUGUUGACCACUCCAGGACAAGCUCAAGUUUCGGAGCUGGGCCCCAGCGAGGUGAUCUCACCAUGGAUUCUUCAGCUGAGGAGGAUGAAGAUUUGUCUGAAGCCGCUGAACACUGUAUCACAGAGACCACAUGGAGCUGGAUCCGAGGACUCUCUGAGGGCACGGGCAGCCACUCCGGGAGACAGCUUUAUGACCAUGUAAAGGGCGUCUCUGGCUCUGCAGGAUCCACCAGCCUUUUAGUCUGUCAUCAUUCACAACUGAAGACCCGGCAGACGAUGAACUACGUGGGGCAGUUGGCCGGUCAGGUCUUCGUGCAGGUGAAGGAGUUGUACCGCGGCCUCAAUCCCGCCACACUGUCCGGCUGCAUCGAUGUGAUCGUGGUCAGACAACCGGACGGCACGCUGCAAUGCUCGCCAUUUCACGUCCGCUUUGGGAAGAUGGGGGUCCUUCGAUCGCGGGAGAAAGUGGUGGACAUAGAGAUCAAUGGAGAAUCCGUGGCUCUUCACAUGAAGCUGGGCGACAACGGAGAAGCCUUUUUUGUGGAAGAAAUGGAAGACGAUCAGGAAGUGGUCCCCUCCUAUCUGGCCACUUCUCCCAUUCUGGCCGAUGGAGCGAUGCUGAUGAGUUCCGCCCUUUUGGGGAAGUGCUCGGGGCCCCAGGUGCAGACUCUAGGCCCCGCAGGGAGCCACGGAGAGCCGGGUAACGGGAUGAUGAAGAAGAGAAGGAAGAGGAGGAGGAAGGCCCGGGCUGACAGCGUGUGGAAAGAGGAGGUCGGGGAGUAUUCUGGAGAUGACAUGUUCACCAUCGACAUCAGCUCGGACGAAGGAGAGAUGGACAACAGCAGGUGUUUGUCCCGGGACAUUUCCAGAGACGAGAGCGCUGGAGGUGCAGUCGGCGGCUCAUUCAAACAGAGCAGUAUCUACCCUCACUCAGACGGAGACUGGAGCCCUCUGCAAAGUGCUGGGAGUUCACGACCCACUUCUCCUAAGAGCGACUCUGAACUCCUGAAUAAACAAGUGGAUGAAAACCCCACAAUGCACUGGGCCUGGGGAGAACUGCCACAAGCUGCAAAGCCUUCUUUCCUGCCUGUGAAACCUGAGCCUCCUUUCAGGCCUGCGUCCAUCCCUGUGUCCGAGAACACACACUUCAGAGUGAUCAACCGCGAGUCCAACGACGGCGAAAAAUGUGAACCGUGUGCUCAAAGACCAGAGCUGACCAUGCUGAUGCCCCAGGAGAGGACCCACCCGGCGGGGCCAGAGGAGGGCAUGGACACUCAGUCUGAGGAGCUGCAGGGUAUAGAGGCAAGUUCACCCAGCGCAGCGGCACCAACAAUGAUGGACCUAGAUGAGACCGCUUCCAGAGUACCAGGCAAAACCGAUUCUCCGUCCAAGAAAAAAGAAAAGCGAAGCCGCCAUCUUGGGUCUGAUGGGAUCUACCUGGACGACAUUACGGAGCUGGAGCCUGAAGUAGCAGCGCUGUAUUUCCCCAAGAGUGAUGGGGGAGCAGGAGUGCGAGGGGGCAUGGUGGACCCAGGCUCCGGAGGGGACAGUGGAGUGGACACUUACUGUGACCAGAUCGGUGACCUGCCCUCCAUGGCCAUCUCUCUGUGCGGAGGACUCUUGGACAACCGGGAAAUCACAAACGAACAGUUUCACAGCAAGAUCAUCUCCUACCAACAAUUUGCUCUGAACCCAUCACUUAUGGACGACCCCAAUUUAGUCGUAAAAAUCGGUUCAAAAUUCUAUAAUUGGAGUACUGCGGCUCCUAUUAUGCUGGCGAUGCAAGCCUUUCAGAAACCUCUGCCAAAGGCGACAGUCGAGAACAUCAUGAAGGAAAAGAUGCCCAAGAAAGGAGGACGAUGGUGGUUUUCCUGGAGGGGCCGAAACAGCAGCUCCAAAUCUGAGUCUGGUGCCUGUGGUUCUGUGGAUCAUCCUGGUUCAAUGACAAACAGGCUCAAAGAGGAAUCAUCUUCUAGUGAUGAUGACCAAAGAGUGUCGAGCUCCAUCCAAACAGAAUCAGGACAUCCGUCGGUGGGUGUCUCCUACAAGAAAACUCUCAGGCUGACUUCAGAGCAGCUGAUGUCGCUCCAGCUGCUCGAUGGUCCCAACGAUGUGGUCUUCAGCGUGACCACUCAGUACCAGGGCACAUGCCGGUGUCAGGGAACCAUCUACCUCUGGAAUUGGGACGACAAAAUUAUCAUCUCAGACAUCGACGGAACUAUCACCAGGUCUGACACGUUGGGCCAUAUUCUGCCAACGCUUGGAAAAGACUGGACACAUCAAGGCAUUGCACGCCUGUAUCACAAAGUCAGCCAAAAUGGAUACAAGUUCCUGUACUGCUCGGCCCGGGCCAUCGGCAUGGCGGACAUGACGCGAGGUUACCUGAACUGGGUGAACGAGAGAGGGACCAUGCUCCCGAUGGGCCCCGUGCUUCUGAGCCCCAGCAGCCUGUUCUCAGCUCUGCACAGGGAGGUGAUUGAGAAGAAACCUGAAAAGUUCAAAGUGGAGUGUCUCAAUGAUAUAAAGAAUCUUUUCUAUCCAAACAUUCAGCCCUUCUACGCAGCUUUCGGCAACAGACCUACGGAUGUGUUUUCUUACAAAGAAGUUGGCGUCCCUCUGAACAGAAUUUUUACAGUCAACCCUAAAGGUGAACUGGUGCAAGAACACGCCAAAACCAACAUCUCGUCUUACGUGCGUCUGGGGGAGGUGGUGGAUCACGUCUUUCCUCUGAAGGCACGAUCCUCUUCUUCAGACUUUCCUUGUUCCGACACCUUCAGUCACUUCACGUUCUGGAGGGAGAAUUUACCCGCCGUGGAAAAUCCAGGGAUCAGAGCCUCGCAGACAAACUCCAGCAGCUGA